Messenger RNA from Vicugna pacos (alpaca), 1743 nucleotides. RefSeq names its product trafficking protein particle complex subunit 6B (gene TRAPPC6B). The record is from RefSeq and is a predicted model, not a curated record. Lineage: Eukaryota; Metazoa; Chordata; Mammalia; Artiodactyla; Camelidae. Gene Ontology annotation, biological process: endoplasmic reticulum to Golgi vesicle-mediated transport; regulation of GTPase activity. Gene Ontology annotation, cellular component: cis-Golgi network; TRAPP complex; trans-Golgi network.
UGGGUGAAUUCCUCCGUCUCCUCUCAGCGGGGGACGGCCUGCGGACUGAGCCGCGGCACUGGCCAAACCGCUCAGGCUCUAGCCGGAACCUCCGAGCCCGGCCCAAACGGGAUUCGGCUCCCGAGCUGGGAAGAAUAAGCAGGAAAUGGCGGACGAGGCGUUGUUUUUGCUUCUGCAUAACGAGGUGGUGUCUGGAGUGUACAAGUCCGCGGAGCAGGGGGAGGUGGAAAAUGGACGCUGUAUUACUAAGCUGGAAAACAUGGGUUUUCGAGUGGGACAAGGAUUGAUAGAAAGGUUUACAAAAGAUACUGCAAGGUUCAAGGAUGAGUUAGAUAUCAUGAAGUUCAUUUGUAAAGAUUUUUGGACUACAGUAUUCAAGAAACAAAUCGACAAUCUAAGGACAAAUCAUCAGGGCAUCUAUGUACUUCAGGACAACAAAUUUCGCCUGCUUACUCAAAUGUCUGCAGGAAAGCAGUAUUUAGAACAUGCAUCCAAGUAUUUAGCAUUUACAUGUGGCUUAAUCAGAGGUGGCUUAUCAAACUUGGGGAUAAAAAGUAUUGUAACAGCUGAAGUAUCUUCAAUGCCUGCCUGUAAAUUUCAAGUGAUGAUACAGAAGUUGUAGAACCUACUGAAAUGCAAGACUUCCGUAGUGUGAAGAGAUAAAUUAUUCCUGUAUAAAGUAUUUCAAGUAGCAAUGGUUUAAUUACAUUGUUGGACAUUUGAAUUGAUAUAAGCUAUUUGCUAACUUAUAUAAUGAAAGAUGCAUUCUUAAGCAGGAGUAAGAUUGUAUUUUAUCAAUUUAACAUAGACCAAGUUAAAACAGGUAAAAGAACAUUCUACCAUAACAUACACUUGACUGAAACUACUCAGAAUGAAAACCUGAUUUCAAAUAACUAAACACCAACAUAGGACCCUUAUUUAAACGUUCUUAUUUGCUUAGAGUGAUGUGUAUCUAAUCAGAGAUGGAGAAGCAAAACUCAGGGUUUGGGAAAUUAGCAUAAAGAAAAGUAUACACCAAUCAGAAUUAUUUGUGUAAGAAUGAACAAAUUUUGGUUUGUUUUAUGAAUUUGUUAUUUAAAAAAGCAAACAGUACACUAAAUUAAACUUAAUUAUUUUAUUGCUUAUAAUUUAUUUCUAUUAAGAAUUUUUAUGCCUGUUUAAGGAUUUCAUUAUAUACAUUGUGUUGUGUGUGUGUGAUAUAUAUAUCUGACUGCCUAAGUCGCUUAAAAACUUUUAUUUCACUUUAAUAGAAUUCAGUUCUUGAGAGCUCCAUUAAUGUAACAAAGUAAAAUAUAUAGAUAAAGUGAGAGAUAAGAAUUCAGUGACUCCAGGGCCAAAGAAUAUUAGAUAUUUUAGGAAGGCAUUUUUAUAAUUACUCCUGUUAGUCUUGACUUUCAGUUUCUCUUUCCAUGUGUGGUAGUGCUGAAGGUUCUAACAUCCUUGUCCCCUUACUUACUUCUCUGCAAGGGCACAGGGGUGGAUAAUUGGAUUAGUCAUACCAACAUUCAUGGGACCACAUCUUCCCAGGGGGUUGGGGUCAGUGCUCAUCUACUGUCUCUCUCACCUUCUCUUCCGUCUGAUGACCAUGAAAGGACAAGUAUAAAGAUGAAAGCUAUCAUCACACUGGCAGGAUGCACAGAUAGAAAGCACCUGAAUUGUGCUUCUGAAUUAACCAAUCCUGAAAUUGCUUUACCUUUGGACUGUUUGUUAUGUUGAGAUAAUAAAUUCCUCCAUUGUUUAAUC